Messenger RNA from Peromyscus maniculatus bairdii (prairie deer mouse), 411 nucleotides. Lineage: Eukaryota; Metazoa; Chordata; Mammalia; Rodentia; Cricetidae. The record is from RefSeq and is a predicted model, not a curated record.
GGAAGAUGGCGGAGGAGGAGAAGCUGCCGCCGGGCUGGGAGAAGCACAUGAGUGGCAGCUCAGGCCAAGUAUACUACUUCAAUCACAUCACCAAUGCCAGCCAGUGGGAAUGGCCCAGGGGCGGCAGGAGUGUUGGAGGCAGUAGCAAGAAGAGCCAGGGGGAGCCGGCCAGGGUGCGCUGCUCGCACCUGCUGGUAAAGCACAGUCAGUCUCGGAGGCCCUCAUCCUGGCGGCAGGAAGAGAUUACCAGGAGCAAUGAGUAGGUGCUGGAGCUGAUCAAUGGCUACAUCCAGAAGAUUAAGUGGGGAGAAGAAGACUUUGAAUCUCUGGCCUCACAGUUCAGCGACUGAAGCUUCGCCAAAGCCAGAGGAGACCUGGGUGCCUUCAGCAGAGGUCAGAUGCAGAAACCGU